CCCGACAUGGCCAGCAGCAGCCCGCAGAGCCAGCCCACCAUCGGCUUCCCCCGCACGAGGAGCGCCCGCCGCCUCGCUACCCCUUCGGCCAAGAGAGACCCCGACGCCCCUGCUCUGCGCCCUUCUCCGCGUUCCAAGGCCUCGGGCCCCGCAGACUCCGGAAAGGCCACCCCGGACACACGCUCAGGCCGGGCCACAGCGCAGCCCCUGAGCCCCAAAGUGCAACCCCUGAGCCCCAAAGUGCAACCCCUGAGCCCCCGCAAACGCCUGGGUGAUGACAACCUGUGCAAUGUCCUCCAUGCCCUGCCUGGCUCCCCAGCUAAACGCAGCAAGGAGAACCAGGGCCGUCGCCUGCUCUUUGGGGACCCCUCAGCCUCCCCCGAGCAGCCCAAGGGCCCGGGGCCAUCCCCACGGAGCAGGGGGCCAGAGACCCCUCGGAGCUCGGGGCUCAGCGGGCAGCAGCCACGCACCCGGCUCUUCAGGCAGGAAGGUACCUGUUACCAGCAGGCCAAGCAGGUGCUGCAUGCGGCCGUGCCUGACCAGCUCCAGGGCAGGGAGCGGGAGACGGGGAUCCUCCGGCAGUUCCUGCGGGAACACGUCCUGGGGCGCCGUCCUGGCAGCCUCUACGUGUCUGGAGCCCCUGGGACUGGGAAAACAGCCUGUCUGAGCCGUGUUCUGCUCGACUGCAAGGAUGAGCUGGCCAGGAGCAGGACUGUGGUGCUGAACUGCAUGGCACUGGGCAGCCCCCAGAGCGUCUUCCCUGCCCUGGCACAGCACCUGGGGCUGCCCGUGGCCACUGGCCGGGAGCGUAUCCGGAGCCUGGAGAAACAUCUGACGGCCCAGGGCCCCAUGGUCCUCCUGGUGCUGGAUGAGCUGGACCAGUUGGAGAGCAAAGGCCAGGAUGUGCUCUACACCCUCUUUGAGUGGCCCCAGCUGCCUGGCUCCAGGCUUGUCCUUGUGGGGUUGGCCAAUGCCCUGGACCUGACAGACCGGAGCCUGGCCAGGCUGGGAGCCCACCCAGCCGGCAGCCCCCAGCUGCUGCACUUCCCACCCUACACCAAGGAGCAGCUCACCCGCAUCCUGCAGGAGCGGCUGGGGCAGGUGGCAGGUGACCCCGUCCUGGACUCUGCUGCUCUCCAGUUCUGUGCCCGCAAGGUCUCUGCAGUCUCCGGUGAUGCUCGUAAGGCCCUGGAUGUCUGUAGGCGUGCCGUGGAGGUGGUGGAGCUGGAGGUGCGAGGCCAGACCCUGCUCAAGCCACUGCCCAAGGGUGACUCCCCAUCGUCCCCUGUCCCCAAGCGCGUGGGGCUCCUGCACAUCUCCCGCGUGCUCUCAGAGGUGUUUGGGGACCGGCUGGCAAGGGGGUCCCAGGGGGCCCAGGACACCUUCCCUCUGCAGCAGAAGAUGCUGCUCUGCUCCCUGCUCCUGCUUGCCCGGCACUCGCACGCCCGCGAGGUGACCCUGGGGAAGCUCUACGACACCUACAGCCAGGUGUGCCGGCGGCAGCAGCUCCUCGCCAUCGACCAGGCCGAGUGUCUGUCCCUUGUCACCCUCCUGGAGUCCCGUGGUGUCCUCGAGCUCAAGAGGGCCAAGGAGGCCCGGCUGGCCAAGGUUUCCCUGAUGCUGGAUGAGGCAGCGCUGGAGCACAGGCUGCAGGACACGGCGCUGGUGGGCAGCAUCCUGGCCCAGGGGCUGCACUAAACCCCCAGCAACCCCCUCCCCAUGUCCCCAAGGGGGAUUUUGCUGCUGUGGCAAGAGCAGAGAAGUGGCUCCCAAGGUCUUGGACAUUUGUCAAGUUCUGCUGUCAGUCUGGGAUCUUUUUACUGAGAUUUUUAAUAUAAUAUUGUUAAUGUUAUAUUGUGAUUUCUGCAUUAUAGGAGCUUAGGUGGGAGGCUGGGACACCCCUCAACCCCUCUGCAUCCCCCCCAGCCCCUUUGCAGUGAGUGUUGGGUGCUCCUGGCUCCCCUUGCCACCCUGGUGUGUGAUCCAAAGGUCUGGUGCUGCUCCUUUCAUGAAUCAUGGACCGUGUUUGCUCCCAAAUCUUUCAGAGCCUUCUGAGACCCUCCAGAUCACUCUGGCUCCAGGGAGAAUCUUCCCAGUGCCAGCCCUGUUUUGGGUCCUGGUGCUAGUGGUGGCAGAGGGGUUGCAGGGACUCCUGGGGAGGGAGAGGGGGGCUCCCUUUAUCUCCCGCCAUGAAAUAAAGUCUUUUAGGUUCAGCUCUAGCUCCUGUCCCCCCUGUUUCAUCCCUGUUCCCCCAAUCUCUGCCUGCCCCACGGCUGUGGGGACUGGGCUCCAGCCCCAGCCUCAGCUCCUGGCCCCAGCUCCUCUGUUUCUACUAAAUAAUGGACGCUUUGACCUAA
Molecule: messenger RNA, 2357 nt
Organism: Cyanistes caeruleus (blue tit)
Lineage: Eukaryota; Metazoa; Chordata; Aves; Passeriformes; Paridae
Source: RefSeq, a predicted model, not a curated record